CGCGCAGGACAUGGCCUGGGGGCGUUCAGGGCCUGGCGGUUGCUAAGGUGACGGGGAUACAAUAUGGCGGCGGAAUCCUAACGCUCUCCGGCUAGGGGCCACCGCGGUCCUCGCGCCAGACCGACCUCGGGAAGUGGACGGCGGGGUGCCGCGCUUUCUGCGCUCUUUUUCUCUUCCGUGUCGGUGAGGGGCUGUCCCCGGCGUCUGCACCCAGGAUGAAGAACUAUAAAGCAAUUGGCAAAAUAGGAGAGGGAACAUUUUCUGAAGUUAUGAAGAUGCAGAGCCUAAGAGACGGAAACUACUACGCAUGCAAGCAAAUGAAGCAGCACUUUGACAGCAUUGAUCAAGUGAACAGUCUGCGGGAGAUUCAAGCCCUGAGGCGCCUGAACCCGCACCCCAACAUCCUCACACUAUACGAAGUGGUUUUUGACAGAAAAUCUGGUUCUCUUGCACUAAUAUGUGAACUUAUGGACAUGAAUAUUUAUGAGCUAAUUCGAGGGCGAAGACACCCGUUAUCGGAACGGAGAAUCAUGCACUACAUGUACCAGCUGUGCAAAUCCCUUGACCACAUGCACAGAAAUGGAAUAUUUCACAGGGAUGUGAAACCAGAAAAUAUACUAAUAAAGCAGGACGUCCUGAAGCUCGGGGACUUUGGAUCCUGCCGGAGCGUCUACUCCAAGCAGCCGUACACAGAGUACAUCUCCACGCGCUGGUACCGCGCCCCCGAGUGCCUCCUCACCGACGGCUUCUACACCUACAAGAUGGACCUGUGGAGCGCGGGCUGUGUGUUCUACGAGAUCGCCAGCCUGCAGCCCCUCUUCCCCGGAGACAAUGAACUCGACCAGAUCUCAAAGAUCCACGACGUGAUUGGCACACCUGCUCAGAGGACCCUGACCAAAUUCAAGCAGUCGAGAGCUAUGAGUUUUGAUUUUCCUUUUAAAAAGGGAUCGGGAAUACCUCCACCGCCCACCAACCUGUCCCCGCACUGCCUCUCCCUCCUGCACGCCAUGGUGGUCUACGACCCCGACGACAGGAUUGCUGCCCACCAGGCCCUGCAGCACCCCUACUUCCAGGAGCAGAGGGGAGCCGAAGCCCGGGCUCUGGUCAGCCAUGGGAGAGCCUUCUUCCCCGCGCGGCCCGCGGCGCCCGAGCCGCUGGGUCACCGCUGGCACUCGAGAGAGGCGCGGAAGCAGCAGCAGCCCGCGAGGCCUGAGGAGGACCACGCCCGGAGAGCCGCGCCCGACGGCCCGGUGGAGCUGCCCAGGCUGCGGCUCUCGGCGGUGAGCCGCCUGUCGCCGUGCGUGAGCCCCGCGCUGCGGCCUGCGCUGGGCGCGGGCGUGGACAGCCGAGUCCCCGUGCUGCUGCCCCUCAAGUGUGUGAGCGUGAGCAAGAAGACAGACCCGCAGAAGGACGUGAAGGCCGCGCUGAAGCACUACCGCCUGCCCACCAUCACCAGGAAAGGCGGCGGCUGCUGA
Messenger RNA from Dipodomys spectabilis (banner-tailed kangaroo rat), 1475 nucleotides. It is a transcript of the gene Mok, whose product is annotated as MOK protein kinase. Gene Ontology annotation, molecular function: ATP binding; protein serine/threonine kinase activity. The record is from RefSeq and is a predicted model, not a curated record. Gene Ontology annotation, cellular component: nucleus; cytoplasm. The transcript has 12 exons. Gene Ontology annotation, biological process: intracellular signal transduction; protein phosphorylation. NCBI's taxonomy places the organism in Eukaryota, Metazoa, Chordata, Mammalia, Rodentia, Heteromyidae. Bases 216 to 1475 code for a protein of 419 amino acids.